Vigna angularis (adzuki bean) is the source of this 879-nucleotide messenger RNA. Its product is annotated as hexose carrier protein HEX6. NCBI's taxonomy places the organism in Eukaryota, Viridiplantae, Streptophyta, Magnoliopsida, Fabales, Fabaceae. Bases 1 to 879 code for a protein of 292 amino acids. Gene Ontology annotation, biological process: transmembrane transport. The record is from RefSeq and is a predicted model, not a curated record. Gene Ontology annotation, cellular component: membrane. The transcript is spliced from 3 exons. Gene Ontology annotation, molecular function: carbohydrate transmembrane transporter activity.
AUGGCUUCUUCAUCUUCACGGUGUGGAAUGAAGGCUGCACAAGUUGUAAGAAAUGUUAGUCCAAAUGGGUGGAUCAGUGAUGACGAAGCACGAUACAAAUUUGGAUAUUAUAGAAAACUCUUCAAGGUGGUCCCUCACAAGUUCUUGGAUCUGGAAUUAUUCAGAAAAGUCUUCUACCACAAUCUGAAGGUUGUCAAUGGUGUUAUAUGCUCUCGGGUGAAAGAUGUCGAUAUUGAAAUUGAUGAUGAAAUAGGACUAUCUUUUACUUCUCUCAAAGUAGAAGGCUUCAUGGCUCAUGAAAAAAAUUCUGAACUCAACCAAUGGACCAAUAAGAAGAAGAUUUACAAGAAAUUUGUGAGAUAUCCAAAAAGGCUAAAGGCUGUUCCUCUGUAUCUAUCUGAAAUGGCACUACCACAACUAAGAGGAGCAACUAGCAAUGGCUUCCAAUUAAGCAUUUGCAUUGGUGGUUUGUUUGCUACCCUAAUCAACUAUGGAAUAGAGAAGAUAGAUGGUGGGUGGGGUUGGUGUGUGUCUCUAGCAAUGGCAGGCGUACCAGCCUCAAUCCUAACAUUUGGUGCACUUUUCCUCCCUGAAACUCCCAACAACUUAAUACAACGCGGGCAUGACCAUCAAAAGGCCAAGUUACUACUUCAGCGAAUUCGAGGCAUAGAAGACGUGCAGGCAGAACUUGAUGAUCUUAUAAAAGCAAGUUCUUCAAAAGCCAACAACAAACAAUCAUUUAAGGUCAUUUUGAAACGAAGGUAUAGGCCUCAGCUGGUGAUGGCAGUAGCUAUACCCUUUUUCCAGCAAAUGACAGGGAUAAACGUCAUUGGCUUCUAUGGCCCUUUACUUUUUAGGACAAUUGGGUUAGGAGAAUAA